AUGUUGUCAAAAAGUUUGUGUCUCUUAGCAGUUAUUGUGGCGAUCAAUGGCACCCACUAUGACAGCGGAUACUCGACAUCGCACCGAUUACAGGACAACCAUGGAAAUUACAAGUUUGGCUAUAAUAUAAAGGACAAGGAGGGCGGCGAAAAUUCACGAGAGGAAAAGGGUGGUCCACACGGAGGUGUUGUCGGAUCAUACAGUUUGCACACUCCUAAGGGAGGCAAACGCACUGUUCACUAUGUGGCCGAUAAACAAGGAUUUCGAGCACAUGUCGAUACCAAUGAGCCGGGAACUGGUCAUCAGGACGCUGCCGAUGCCAUCUAUAACGGUGUAGACAACACUCACGGCUAUAAUAACGACAAUCAACAUACCUAUCAUCAGAGCCAUAAUGAUUACAACAAUAAUAAUAACAAUCUUAAUGGUUAUAGCGCUCAGGCAUAUUUGGACAAUGAUAAUAAUUAUGAUGGCCAGGGUAUGGGUUUAAAUAAUAACAAUAAUAAUAACAUUGAUGGUCAAGGACCUAUGAUAAACUUUUAA
Molecule: messenger RNA, 540 nt
Organism: Oppia nitens
Lineage: Eukaryota; Metazoa; Arthropoda; Arachnida; Sarcoptiformes; Oppiidae
Product: cuticle protein 14-like
Exons: 2
Coding region: 1-540 (179 amino acids)
Cellular component (GO): chitin-based extracellular matrix
Molecular function (GO): structural constituent of chitin-based larval cuticle
Source: RefSeq, a predicted model, not a curated record